AUGUGGCAGACUGCACAUGGGGUGGCCCUAGAUGGGGCCUCAUGUGGUGAUUACAUAUGGGGCGUCCCAUACAGCACGACGACGGUGGAUGCCGGGGCGCACAGCGGCGAUGGCGCGCAGUACCAGUCGCACAUCCGGGGCCUCAACGCGUACGAUUGCCAUAAGAAGUUCAUGAAGGAUUAUUGUAUCUGCUGCUGCUCGUACAUGAUAUCCAUCAUUCAUUUUCUGUGUGCCACUGAUAUAUGUCUUUACCUUUUAACAGUUCAGUUUUAUGGCCAUGAGAAAAAUGUGGAUAACAGUCUGCCCAUCAAAACUGAUAAGGAUACAUUGAGAGAAGGAUACAGGUUCAUUCUUUCUGAGGAAGAUGACAUGGAUUCAACUUGGGAGAAGAGGCUGGUCAAGCGUUACUAUGACAAGCUUUUUAAAGAGUAUUGCAUUGCUGACAUGACCCAGUAUAAAAAAUGCAAGAUUGGAUUGAGAUGGAGAACAGAAAAGGAAGUGAUAUCUGGCAAAGGGCAAUUUAUCUGUGGUAAUAGGCGUUGUGAUGAAAAACAUGGGCUAGGCAGUUAUGAGGUGAAUUUUUCUUAUGUUGAAGCAGGGGAGCAGAAACAAGCACUAGUGCAGCUGGUAGCUUGCAAGAGAUGUGCAGAAAAGCUUGCUUAUAAGAGGCUGAAGGAGAAAGAGAAAGAGAAGGAGGGGGAUCCCUACGGUGAAAAGGAAAUUGAGUUGAAAGACAGGGACAAGAGAAAGAGAGAACACGAAGGAAGUGAUGAUACCUCUGAGGAUGAGGCCAAGAAAGAUAGAAGAAAGAAAAAAGAUCGGAAGGGAGCUUCUUCAAGGAGUUCAGGAAACAACGAUGAAGGUUUCGAAGAGUUCCUCGAAGGCAUGUUCCCAAGAUCUGGUUUUCUUAGGGGCUACAAAAAGUUGUUCCAUGCUCUUUCGGGGAAAAAAACGAGCACGGAUCUUGUAACAAAGCCAUCAGUAGUGGAGUAG
Molecule: messenger RNA, 993 nt
Organism: Triticum aestivum (bread wheat)
Lineage: Eukaryota; Viridiplantae; Streptophyta; Magnoliopsida; Poales; Poaceae
Product: protein FRA10AC1
Exons: 11
Coding region: 1-993 (330 amino acids)
Biological process (GO): dephosphorylation
Molecular function (GO): phosphatase activity
Source: RefSeq, a predicted model, not a curated record